Molecule: messenger RNA, 2820 nt
Organism: Stereum hirsutum FP-91666 SS1
Lineage: Eukaryota; Fungi; Basidiomycota; Agaricomycetes; Russulales; Stereaceae
Product: P-loop containing nucleoside triphosphate hydrolase protein
Exons: 12
Coding region: 1-2820 (939 amino acids)
Biological process (GO): transmembrane transport
Cellular component (GO): membrane; fungal-type vacuole
Molecular function (GO): ABC-type peptide transporter activity; ATP hydrolysis activity; ATP binding
Source: RefSeq, a predicted model, not a curated record
AUGGUGUCAACAGAAUCGUUGGUCAAAGCGCAGAUGGAGCCGGAGUCUAGGGUGGCGCUUGCGAGGGCAGUGUAUGCUCCGACGAAGUAUGCGCUUUUAGACGACCCGUUAAGUGCUGUGGACAGCCACACCGCUCGCGUGCUGUUCGAGAAACUCCUCAAGGGCCCAUUACUAGCCAAUCGCACGGUUAUCCUCGUAACCCAUCACGUCGAACUCGUCCUACCUGGGACACACUACCUCAUCCGCAUGCUCGAUGGCCGCAUCGACACACACGGAACGGUAGCCGCCCUUCGCGAACAAGGUAUCCUUGAGGCUAUCGAGCAGGAGAGCGAGGUGCAGGUCGUGCAGGAGGAGAAGGUUGUGGCGGAGGAGAUGGGGAUCGGGGAGAAGACUGCGGAGGAGGAAGCAAUGGAGGGGGCUGUUGAAGGUAAUGACAACGACGAGGGAGUAGGAGAAGGAGAGGCAGUGAAGAAGGCCAAGGGUAAGGGAGGGAAGAAACCGAGGAAGUUGGUCAAGGAUGAGCAAAGGCUGACGGGUGGGGUGAAGUGGCCGAUAUAUAGGACUUAUUUGAAGGCUUCGUCGUAUUGGACGUGGAUUGGGUUGGCGUCGCUAAUCGUGCUGGCACAGUUGCUGGGUGUUACCGAGAAGCUCUGGAUCAAGUUCUGGGGUGAAGCCUACGGCGAUAACAGUUUCGUGGCUUCCACGACGACCUACUCAUUCACUUCCUUCUCAACCGUCGAACAUGAAAGCCUCUUCGGUGGUUCCCUCACCCCGCAUUACCUUCCGCAUGCAGUCCACAGCUCUCAUCAUAUCCCGCAUGUCUACACCUUCAGCGCUUUCAACUUCUCCGACACACUCAAGGUACCGAACACCACCACCGCCUCUCCCUACACCCCCACUUCUCAGAUUGUCCUCACGAACGUCCAGCCCUCUAUCCUACUCAGCCCAAAGGAACAUCCUCUUUUCUAUAUCGGUGUCUAUGCGGGUAUCGGGUUCUUGACGGCGUUGGUCAGUAUUCUGUCGGUGGUGACGCAGUACACAGGAGCUUUGAGAGCCAGUAGAGUUUUGUUCAGGAAGUUGUUGGAGACAGUGGUUAGGGCGACUAUGAGGUGGCAUGAUACGACGCCGCAGGGUCGAAUGUUGAAUAGGUUCAGUAAGGAUGUCGAGACGGUCGACUCGUCCCUAGCAGGUUCGCUCCAGGCCGUCAAUACCUCCCUCACCAUUCGCGGCCUCGGUUCUCACAGUGGCGUAAGUGACUCUUCUCUAUGCUCCUUUCCGACUGAUGGCUUAUAUUCUGUCCGAGUGUUUAGUUUCAUAUUCCCCCUCUUCCUCAUCCCCGCCUCAAUAAUUGGUCUCGCCUACCGCCAAUUCGCCAUAGGGUAUCUCAACACCGGUCGUGAUCUCCGUCGCAUGGAGUCCAACACUCGUUCGCCCAUCUUUUCUGGGUUCGGAGAGUUGUUGGAGGGGAUUGUUACCGUGAGGGCGUUCUCUGCGGAACAGAAGUUCUUAGAUGGGUUGCACCAGAAGAUCGACCAGACUACGAAGAUGUGGUACAGCUUCUGGAUGACGAACCGCUGGCUGCUCCUGAAUUUCGAUUGCCUCGGUGCCGUCGCCGUGCUCAUCACGACGCUCUUCGCGCUUUCGGGCUUCGUGAGCGCGGGAACUGCGGGUAUGUGUAUCACUUCGGCGAUGGCAUUCACGACCAGUAUAUACUGGGCCUGUCGGUUCUGGACAGCGCUCGAGCUCGAUCUCAACUCCGUUGAACGUGUGGUCGAAUACCUCGACCUUCCACAAGAACCUCCCGCAAUCAUCGAAAACAACCGCCCGCCCGCCUACUCGCCGUCCUCUGAAGGCGAAAACUUGAUCGUAGUGGAGAACCUUGACAUCAAGUACGCGCCAGAGUUGCCGCUCGUGUUGCAUGACGUGUCGUUCUCGCUGAAGGCGAAGGAAAGGAUUGGGCUUUUGGGAAGGACAGGGUCGGGGAAAUCGACGCUAGCAAUGAGUAUUCUGAGAUUCGUCAAUCCUGCGGGCGGAAGAAUUUUGGUGGAUGGGAUUGAUAUUUCGACGAUUGGGUUGCAUGAUUUGAGAUCGAGGAUUACGUUCAUUCCACAAGAUGCUACACUUUUCUCGGGAACGCUGAGGAAGAACCUUGAUCCGUUUAACGAACAUGACGAUUUCGAAUGCCUGGACGUCUUGUAUCGCGUCCAAAUGCUUACCGAAAACGCCUACGAAUCUCAACGCACCUCUCGUCAAGCCUCGCGCGCCAAUACGAGGCCGUCCUCUCCCUCACAUCCUGAUCGCCCCUCCUCAGCUACGUCGUCGUCAUCUCCUACUGUCGGUGCUCCUUCUGUCACCGAAGUCGAGAGCCGCGCACCGAUCACGUUGGACACGCAAGUUUCUCCCGGAGGAAUCAACUUCUCGCAGGGUCAAAGGCAGUUGAUCGCAAUGGCCCGAGCCCUCCUCCGUCGUUCAGCCAUAAUAGUUCUCGACGAAGCCACGAGCUCGAUUGAUUUCGCCACGGACGCGAAGAUCCAGGCGACGAUCCGGGAAGAGUUCGGCGGGUCGUUGUUAUUGACCGUAGCGCAUCGUCUGAGGACGGUCAUUGAUUACGAUAGGUUGAUUGUGUUGGAGAAGGGAGCUGUGGCGGAGUUUGAUACGCCGGCGAAGUUGUUGGAGAAGGAGGAUGGGAUAUUUAGGACGAUGUGUUUGAAGAGUGGGAUGUUCGCGGAGUUAGAGGCAGCAGCGAAGGAGAAAGCGGCUAGGGACCACAUAUUGGCCCCCCAUGACUGUAUGUCCUUGAUUUCCUCUCGCUCUUUGUAG